AUGACAAGCCGGCUCAAAAGGAAGCUGAACGACCUCGGCGUUGACCCGUCAAGCUCGAAGGCGAAUGAAUCCUUCUGCCUGGUACGUUAUUAUAUGUGGUAUACAUCGUACCCCGGGAAAGCUAAAGACAUGCGGGUCUGGCAGAUUGGGACGCCACUUCCUCCGUUGGAAAAGUCGAAGGACACCGGGGAGUUCGUGCCGCUAUGGAAGCAGGAGGUCAGAGAUGAAAAGGGGCGUCGCAGGCUACAUGGCGCAUUCACAGGUGGAUUCUCCGCCGGCUACUUCAACUCUGUUGGAUCCAAAGAAGGAUGGGCACCAUCUACAUUUAUCUCGUCUCGCUCCGAUCGCGCGAAGGCGAAGGCUGCACGCCCAGAAGAUUUCAUGGAUGAAGAAGAUCUUGCCGAACUCCGUGAGAGUCGCAAGCUCGUCGAUGAGAACGAGGAGAUGGAGUUUGGUGAUACGGAGGCCGAGCUGCGACGGCGGACAGGAGCGGAGGAUUCAGAGAAAGACCCAAUGACGGCCGCGCUCGAGGCCUCGCUCGCACCUGCGCCCACGGACUCUAUUGGUGCGCGCAUCCUCAAGAAAAUGGGUUGGCGCCUCGGCCAGGGCAUUGGCCCGCGACUUACUUACGCACAACGCAAGGCACAGGAUGCGGGAUUUAUGGACCCUUCACGCGAGACAGGUGGGGACGAUGAGGAGGACGAAGAGGCGAAGAAACACCUAUUCCCUAGGCGCGACACGUCUGUGCUGCUCGCGCCGCGGAAGGACAACUCUCACGGGGUGGGAUAUGUACCUGGAAUGCGGCUGGAGGAGAGCGUGAGCGGUGAUGCGGGCAGGUCUCAGGGACCGAGUUUGGCGGCUGGCUUUGGCCUCGGCGCGCUGAACGACGCGGACGAGGACGAUCUAGAUGUGUAUGACAUGAGCACAGGUCGGCAGGGUCGAUCGCGAAUGGCGUUUGACAUCAUGGAGGAGGAUGACGGGCGGGAUAUCACUAUGGGCCCUUCGAGGCAAUAUGCAGGAACCCGACCAUCAGUGAGUGUCAACCCAUAUCUGGCUAUAAGGGAUCGCUCUGACAUCCUGCAUGACAAGAAAGUGACCUUGGCGAGCGUGACACAGACGUUCAACGAUGGGCGACCCGUGCUCAAGGGAUUCGUGCUGUCGGACCGGCCUGUUGCUGAGGAUCGAUGGUUCCCCCUACCCGAGAUCCCUCCAGGGUGGAAGCCGAACCCGCGACGUGUCUGGGAGCAGGAGAAGAACAAAGAGAAUGUCCAGGUUGUUCAACCCAAGCCGACACCGACGACGCACGCGGCAUGGAAGGAUAGCUUUAUGUCUGCGGACGAGGUGAGCUGGCCUUCGCAAUCCCUUCCGCUCAGGGGCGCGAUGCUCGGCGAGACCCCAUUGCCCCAAAAGCCUCGUUCAGUGUUCGACUACAUGUCGCAGAAAGACAGAGAGCGCCUCCAAAAUAUCAAGAACGCGCCUCCACCGCCCGCAAAACCGGCUCUCGCCUCCCCUUCGCCCGCUCCCGCACCAUCCCGCCGCCCAGGCGAGAUCUACGUUCCCGAACUUCACCCCUCCGUCGCUAAGGCUGCCUUGCAUGGCUUCCAGCCCUUUACUGCGGACCCUGUCAAGCAAUCUCGGUACACCGCAUUUCUUACUUUCCAGGCCAAUCGCACUGACUCGUCCGGCGCACCCACGUUGAGCCUCGGGCCGCUCCCACCCCAAAGCAUCGAAGACUUCAAUAAGGAGCUUGAGGAUUAUGCCAAGGCCGCGACAGUGUUCAAGCCACUCUCGGCUGCGAUGGCGGGUCGCUUCCGGAGCGCCGCCAUCGUUGAGUCGGGGCCCACGGUUGUCGAGGGGCUGUACCAGCCCACACCCGGGUCCGCCUCUGAUUCUGGCACGAAGGAGGAGCAGGAAGAGGAGAAGGAUGAUGAUCCACGCAUGGGCGCGGUGCGGCUCGGGAUGUAUGGCCCGCUGACGCGCGAGGUACAUCCCUGGCAGCCCGCGCGGCUACUGUGCAAGCGAUUCGGCGUGAAAGAUCCCGAGGUGGACAUGAGCGGCGAGGUGGGCGGCGCAGGCUCAGAGUUCAUGCCCACAGCGGCUGCCAUGGGCGCCGGGCAACAAGGUGCGGGCGGAGCGAAUGCUGCCACACCUUCGGCGACCACGCCCGUCGCCGGCACAAUCACGGAUGGUACGGUGAGCGGGGACGCGCCGCGGAGGGACGGUCCACGAGACCUGGCGAAAGUCGGCCUCGGCGACGAUGAGGACCAGGGGCGGGACACGCUGACGUACGAGCGGCCUGCGAUGAACAUUUUCAAAGCGAUUUUCGCCAGCGACGAUGAAGACAGCGACGACGAGGAUGCAGACGGUAAUUCGGUGCCAUCACAUCUUGCUCUGAGCAGCGACCCUGUUCCGUCGUAUGAACCUCAGUCGAACGGUCCUGUGCCAUUCUCUGGCCAGGCGGAGAAGGUCGACCUAGCAUCCUUUAAGCCCACAUUCGUGCCGCGUGCAGGCCGCGAAACACGCAAAGACAAGGGCAAAGGCACGGGAAAGAAGGACAAGGAGAAGAAAAAGAAGGCCAGUAAGGCCACGCUGUCGUUCGAUGUCGAAGAGGACGGCUUCGGGCCAAACCUCGGCGCACCAAUAUCGCACAAGGAGAAGGAGAAGACGCGGGACAAGGAUGGCGAGCACAAGAAGAAGAAGCGGAAGGAGUCAAAGGUGGAGGAAGAGGACGACAGCAUGUGGGUUGAGGCGCCGCCGCCCGAGGUUGCGAAGAGCUUACCGGUGAACCCGCCACCUGUCGCUGAGCCUCUACCAGUUGUAGACACGGCGCCGAGUUCGCUCAAUGGCGCAGCUGAGAAGCAGGCAGGUCCGCUACGGGGACGCAAGAGAGCCAUCGACUUCAUGUAGAACCCGUACACGUUCUCGAUGUAUCAAUGGCGCACGACCUACUCGUCCUCCUCAUCCUCGUCUUCGUCGUCCUUGCUACCCUCUUCUUGUUGCGAGACCCACACACCAUCCUCAUCUCCACUACUCUCAUCGACAUCGUCUACAUCGCGUUUGCGCUUGCUAUUCACCGCGUUUUUCGCGACCUCGCCGUCGGCCAUGGCAAGGCAGGUUAGUCGGGUUCCCUUUGUGUCAUAUUCUGCUACAGGCUGCAGCACUACCUUCCCAUUCGAUGACGAUGGGAGGGCUGCCAUGUCAUAGAGACGGAUUUUCCCGUCCGACGAUAUUGUGCUGACAACUGUGGUUGACUGUCGGUCGGACG
Postia placenta MAD-698-R-SB12 is the source of this 3265-nucleotide messenger RNA. RefSeq lists its product as hypothetical. Gene Ontology annotation, biological process: mRNA processing. The coding region runs from base 1 to 2907 and encodes 968 amino acids. The record is from RefSeq and is a predicted model, not a curated record. Lineage: Eukaryota; Fungi; Basidiomycota; Agaricomycetes; Polyporales; Adustoporiaceae. The transcript is spliced from 8 exons. Gene Ontology annotation, molecular function: RNA binding. Gene Ontology annotation, cellular component: nucleus.